Molecule: messenger RNA, 3313 nt
Organism: Ricinus communis (castor bean)
Lineage: Eukaryota; Viridiplantae; Streptophyta; Magnoliopsida; Malpighiales; Euphorbiaceae
Exons: 18
Coding region: 219-3227 (1002 amino acids)
Biological process (GO): RNA polymerase III preinitiation complex assembly
Cellular component (GO): transcription factor TFIIIB complex
Molecular function (GO): TFIIIC-class transcription factor complex binding
Source: RefSeq, a predicted model, not a curated record
UUUUGAUUAAACUAUACAGUGUUAAUUGAAACAACGUAGUAUUGACAUAAUUGCAAAUUAAAAUAUAAAAGGCCCUAUUUGUCUAACACCACUUCUUGAGCCGCCGUCGUCCUCCUUCACCAAUUUCUGUCACGAUUCCAGCCGUCAUCCUCCUCCAGCCGGCUGCCGCUCUCUUCCUCCAGACGUCAUUUUUUUGGCGAGUUAUUUACCCAGAUUUGAUGGAUUCUGAUUGGGAUCCUUUUGAUGAUGUACUUCCGGAACCAGCUUUGGCCCAUGCUCGGGCUGGUGGGAAGUUUCAACCGAGGGCCAAACCACGACCAAAGAAGGUAGCAUCUGCAUCUAUUUCUUCUAUUCUUCCAACCAAUGCCAAGGAAAAGUAUGUGCCAUCCUUACCAACUGCUUUGGACCGAAAACAGUCUGCUCAGUCCGUUGAUAAUGUGGAUGAUAUAUUGACAAUUCCAGCUAGUAGUUCUCCAGCUUCAUCAACAUUACCUGGAAGGGAAGAACAUCUGGAGAAAACUGAUGAAAACCUGAAAUGUGAACCGCUAAAAGAUUUAACAGAACUUGUCAGAAGAUCAAAGGAUCUGCCUUCCGCAGAUGCCCUCCCUUUAAAGGUUGUAGUGUCUGAUAGAAAAACUGGAGAUUCUUGUCUGUCAAUAAAAAAGACAGAUUCUUCACAGCUUGACCUGGACGCAUUUGCUGGCAGUAUUUGUGAUGCUGCAGAAAAUAAAGCCUUGGUUGACUCUCAUACAACAACAUCUGUACAGUCCGUUGAUGUCCUUGAUAAGACUAUGGGCCCAGUUGGCCCAUCCUUUCCUGAACAGAUAAUUGAGAGUAACGAGCCAUUGGGAGACAGUGAAGUUCUAUUUUCUGAUGACAGCAACUUGAAAUUAAUUAACCUUUCACCCAAUGAACUUGAAUCCAAAGAGGAUAUGAUCUCCAAAGAUGACCAUGCAGAGGUGAAUGAGAUGGAGCUUGAUUUGGACCCAUUUGCUGAUAUUCUUCCCCCACCUUCCAUUAGCAGUGUGAGAAAUGGUGGCAAAUUUCAACCUCGAGCAAAGGCCCGACCUAGAAAGGGAACUUCUGAAACAGUUGCUAUUGCUGCUUCUACUAGUACAAUGGAAGAGCAAGCUAGUCUAGUCUCCCAUGUGUCGGAUAACCUGCAGCCUGCUAAAUUUGUUGAUGCUGGAGAUGGCAGACUGAGAGAUCCUGUUCCGUCAUCCUUAUAUUCCUUGGAGAUCUUGGUAAGCAAAGAGUCAUUGAGAAAUGAUGACUACAAGAAUUUUGGAGUUCUAUUGUCCAGUGAUGUCAUGAGUUCCGGAUUAGUGAAUUCUUCACAAUUACUUUCUACCGAUGCGGUGCAUUUAGGUGGUGCUACGAGAGACCUGCAUUUUGGAUUGGCAAAAUCAAUGGGAGAGAAUACAGACAUAUUUUCAGGGUUGGAAUAUAUCCAUGAUCUUGUUACCCAAUCUCCAAGUAGCACAGAAAUUCCAGUUCAUUCUUCAAAUGAGGAGACGGAAGGAUCUAGAUUUCCAGCUCAAAAUUCUGUUAAUUCUUCAGCACUCGGGGCAUGUAGUGUGGAUCUCCCAGAUCCAGUAAGCUGUAAUGAAGCAGCCAUUUGGACUGAUAACAGAAGACCAGAGGUGGAGGAAGCAGGGGUUUUUUCUAAUUUGGGAAGGCCUGAUAAUUUAUCUGAGUCCAUUUCUGAAUAUAAUACUAGAAAUUUCCAGCCAAGACAAAAGGUGCAAACUGGAAAGGAGAAAUCUACUGUAAGCACUCUUCCACAAGAUGCAGUUGAUUCUGUCGCAUCUUCUUCGAAUGCUGAGUUUGAACCUUCUGAAACUAUGUACAUGGAUGUGGGCUCAAUUCCUACCUUCCCGUCUGAUGAUGUUCUUGACUAUUCAUCCAUGAGCUUUAGCAAUUGUAUUUCACCAGAUGCUACUACUUCUGGGUUUCUAUUGAAUGAGGAACAGAUAAACCUUGCUGAAGCUUCUCGCUCCAGUGACCCAAAUGUUUUGUGCCAAGAAGAUCUACCUGUAGAGGCUGUGAAGGAGAAUUCUAAGAGUAGAAGAAGGAAAUCAUCUUCAUUAUUGAUUUCUUCUCAGAAGUUUGGUGAAGCCUCAUUAGCUGGUGAGAUGGGGGGAAGUGGUAAAUCAUCAAGGCAGCUGAGAAAAAGGACUGCUGCUCCACAACUUGUUGAUGAGCCAGAGGAUGAAGCUUGUGACAAUGACGGCUUUCCUUCUAAAGCUUCUAGUAAUUCUAUUGCGGAUGAAGAAGAUGGUGAUUAUGAUUAUAGAGUGGAUGAAGAUAAUGAUAAUGAAGAUGCAUUGGAAAAUAAAUCUCGCAAGAAAAGAGCUUCAGAAAAGCUGAAGAAACCUGCAGCUGAUGAGGGAAAAACAGUUAGACGACGGAAGAGAGACACUGAUGCAUCAGAGCAAUUAACUCAACAACCACGCAAGAAGUUUUCUCAUUCCACCCGCAGGAAAAACAGAUUGAAGGAUUUGCUUAGCAUGCCAGAGGAUGAAAUUGAUUUUCAGAGGCUUCCUGUCAGAGAUAUUAUUUUGCUUGCAGGGUACAGGGAGAGCUUAGCUAGUAAAGAGGCAAAAGAAUCAAAGAAUGCUUCAACCAACCAAAGUACUGCAAACUCUUUCCACGGGGAAGAUUCUCAUAAUGAAGAGGACACUGUUACUUCAGAGCAAUCUGGAGGACACAUUAAUGAUCAAUCAAAUAUCUUAUUCAAUUACCACUCCUUCAUGGACAAAACACCGACUGCAAGAUGGUCGAAACAAGAGACAGAAUUAUUCUAUGAGGGAAUUCAGCAGUUUGGGACCGACCUAUCAAUGAUACAGCAGCUUUUUCCUGGACGAACACGUCAUCAAAUCAAGUUGAAAUAUAAGAAGGAAGAACGUCAACAUCCAUUAAGGCUUUCUGAUGCUCUGCGCAAUCGUGCUAAAGAUCAUUCUCAUUUUGAAAAAGUGAUUGAGCAGCUGCAACAAGUUGCUACUCAGGCAGAACAAGAGUGUAACAGGGAUGCUUCAGUAGAUGUUACAGACGAGGAGGCAGAGUUGAAUCCUGAAACUAAUGAAACAACAAAAUCUGAGCGGUAUGAGGAUGUAACCGUGGAAGAUCGGGAAGGAGAUGUAAAUGAAGAAGUUCAUAGUCCUUCAAAAUAUGAUGAAGAUGAUGAUGACCUGGAUAUAUGGAGUUCAUAUAAAAGUGUAUUUUAGAUAUCAGAAUUAAGAGGGGUAUUGGUAUUUACAUUGCUCUUCUGUAAACAUCCAUAUUUUUGGCUUGAAAGAAUUUUUUUGGGUUA